This is a messenger RNA of Sphaeramia orbicularis (orbiculate cardinalfish), 1629 nucleotides long. RefSeq names its product kinesin-II 85 kDa subunit-like. The coding region runs from base 550 to 1629 and encodes 359 amino acids. NCBI's taxonomy places the organism in Eukaryota, Metazoa, Chordata, Actinopteri, Kurtiformes, Apogonidae. The record is from RefSeq and is a predicted model, not a curated record. The transcript has 9 exons.
CACUGGCUUCUUAUAGUAUAUUUAUAUCCAACCAUGUUAUCACCUUGAAGUAAUUUGUCUGAAUUCAGUUUAUUCUCAUUAGAGGGAAAUAAUAAGAGCAGAAACAGCUUUGGUUUGUCUCCAUCUGCUGGUGGACCAACAGCUACACCAUCAUGCAAAGUGUAAACUGAAUUCAUGACUCACUUGUGCUCCUUCAACUGAGUUUAUCGUCCUGUCAUCUAUAAACUACGGAAAUAAAGUCUGAGUUUUUACAAGCAGCACAUCAGAUGGAAACAAAGCACACCAGGUCUGAACAUAAACUCCUACGCCUCCGUGUUAUGACAACAGCAGCUUUGGAUUAAUGCUUAAACUUGCCCUUUACAGCUGCAUGCCAGGUACGUCUUCUCCUUGAUAAACUGCACGAGGAGAGUUAAAUAUUGCCCCAGUGGUUUUACAUUCUGUCCUGUGUGACCGUAUGGGACACGCCCGGUUUGCCCUGAUCACCGCGAGAAGCUGCAGGAAAACGUAGACAGGGUAGAUCAAAUUUGUGCACUUCACACAUCGGUGAGCAUGAGGAGGUUUUUUCGAGCGCACAGAGAUGAAGAUUUCAGUCAGAUCCAGUAUCUGACAGCCAAAUGUACCCGCCUGGCACAUGACAAAGCAGUGGUCGACAGGGACUUUCUGGUGUCCAGAGAAAGAGAGAGGAGGCUGCAGAAUGAGCUGGAGGCGCUGACCAACCGCCUCCUCCACCAGGAGCAAAUCAACAUGGAGCUCAGGAUGAAACAGGACCAGCUCAUCUGCCAAAUCCGCCAACAGCAGGACUUGGUGCACUUGCUGCAGCAGCGUAUGGUCCUCCUGGCAGAGGAAAGCUUCCGAGAUGCAGAGCUGCUUCGACAGGUGGGCUCAGAGGUGCUGUGUCUCCAGAACUCUGAGGUGAGGUUACAGGGCCUUGUGGAGGAGAUGCAUGUUGAGGCCCAGCACAGAGCUGCUGUGGAACAGAGCCUCCAGGCGGAGCUGCAUGCUGAGUCCCAGCGUAGAGCUGCACUGACAGACAGGCUCCAGGAUGAGCUGCACAGUAAGACAGUGGAGUUGGAAAAGCUACAAGAGACCAAUCAAACACUAGUGAAGGAGCUGGAGGAUUUACAUAGUGCACAUCAGAAAGAGGUACGAGAGCUGCAGCAGGAGAACGAUGGGAGUCUGAGGAAACUGCAGGAGACAGCAGAGCAGUUUGAGUGGCUGUGUCAGCAACAGCGCUACUGGAUGUGUUGUGUAAAGAGAUUUAAAGACUGUCUGAUGGAGGAAAGAGAAGCUUUGCUGCGACAAGUCAGCGAGUUGGAAAAGAGGGCUGAGAAACUGUGGAAAAGGUCACAUGAUGAGGGUCCCAUUCAGGGCCUCCACUGCCCCCUACAGGACACGGACUGUAGUAAAAGUUUAAUGUCAUGGGAAACAGACACUGUGGCUGACCUGGAGUCUCAGGUGGAAAAGUCAAACACACUGUACGAGGACCUCUUCAAUCAGGCAGGGAGUCCGAUCAACAGAUACCAAAACCACCUUGAGGAUAGAAGCUCAGAGUUUGGAGUCAUCGCCUUUAUGUCUUCCCACUCUCUGCAAACCAAAUAUUUUGUCUGUGUGGUUACUGCUGUGGAAUAG